Messenger RNA from Emericellopsis cladophorae, 702 nucleotides. RefSeq lists its product as uncharacterized. The transcript has 5 exons. The record is from RefSeq and is a predicted model, not a curated record. Bases 1 to 702 code for a protein of 233 amino acids. Lineage: Eukaryota; Fungi; Ascomycota; Sordariomycetes; Hypocreales; Bionectriaceae.
AUGCCGCCUCAGCCACCAGAUCAUUUCGUGAACGGGGCUUCCAUGGUUUUCCGCAUGCCAGACCCCACCAGCUUCCAGCGGGCCACACAGAGCCGCAGCCCUCUCGACACGAGCACACUACCAUCGGGGGAUCGAAAAUUAGCCAUUAUCCUCCCAGUCGAUCGACCAAGCCCAGAUUUGUGCAACAAAGACACGGCGGGAUAUGACCAGUUGGACGACGAGGACAUUGUCGUCAUGCUCGAUGCCCUCGAUGUGUGGUUCCAACUGCCUCCUGAGGUCUUACUGACCAGAUACUUCAUGGCUUUGCAAGAAGCAGACCAAAGAUUGCAGAAUGAGCACAAUAUGACAGCCGAGGACUCCAUUUACCACACUAUCAUGGAACUCGCCGGCGAUCAGGGUGUCUUUGAGGAGGUGUUCGGUGAUAAGAACCCGAAGACAAAAGAACUUCACAAGGAGUACGAGUACCAUGUGGGGCUGGACUACAGACAAGAGUUGUUUUGCCCUACGUGCUACUCUGAAGAAAACGGCUUCUUUGUCGAGCUCGGUAAUCCAGAAGCUGUUGAACUGGAGUCACAUCGAGUGGGAGUAUCGCCCCCUCGCGUGGCCGGUCUCCCUGCCGAUAUCGCCGUGGCCAACUCACCGCUGCUCACACUCGAGCUUGCUACAUCUGACCAACCAUCAUGGGGCCAGUUGGCGCUCUAG